AUGCCAGAAGGUACGCUUGAAGUUAUUGUUGUCGAAGGCCGGGAAUUGAAAGAUCGUGAUAUUGUCGGCCAAAAUGAUGCCUACAUCGAAAUCUAUACGGAGAAGAAGUACAAGCAACGUACAAAAACGAUUUCCAAUACGAAUAAUCCAGUGUGGAACGAGCGAUUUACGUUUAAUGUUCACAAGGGUGAUGAUACAAUUCAUUUUGAUGUAUAUGAUGCUGAUGUCGUUGGCAAAGAUGCGAUAGCUGAUUCUAAUGCAAAACACGAUGAUUUACGACAUUUAACAAUGAAUUCAACAGGUGAUCAACGUUUACCUUGGACCAAGGAGCCUCGCCUAAUAGAAUAUCGAAUGAAAUGUGAAACUUAUUUCAAUAAAAUAUUACAAAGUCUUAUUAAAACAAAUGGUACAAUUAGUGCUUUAUCUUGGCUCUAUGAUAUCUAUCCACUAUGGGAUUAUAUUAAUUUAGGAGUGUACAAUUGUGUACCAUUUGUAUUGAUGGUUAUAUUCAAUUGUGGUGUGAUUUAUCAUUUACUUCGUCUUAGAAGUACGACAAGCAUUCAAAAUUCUCGAAUUCAACAUCGAUCUAUUUCAAUUACAUUGGUCAUUACAACAUCUCUCUUUUUAUUUAUGACCGUACCGUCAACUGUAGCUUUUGCAUUUUUUUCCUCAUCAGAUGUUGGUCUUUUACGAUUCUUCGACUGUUUACUUUAUUCACAUCAUAUAUUAUCAUUUCCGUUGUAUAUGAUUACAUUUGAUGAAUUUCGACAAGAAUUUUUUGACAUGCUUGCAUGCAAGACAAAUAAUCGCAGAGUUACACCACAAGCACAAACUGGUACUGUAACACAGAUAUUCAAUAUAAGAAAACCUGUGACAAAUACUUAA
Messenger RNA from Rotaria sp. Silwood1, 885 nucleotides. NCBI's taxonomy places the organism in Eukaryota, Metazoa, Rotifera, Eurotatoria, Philodinida, Philodinidae. The record is from the annotation of a GenBank genome assembly.